GGGGGGAAACGGGGGCGCGGGGCUGGCUGAGAUCCCGCGGCGGCCAAAGCGGGGCUUAGGCCCCGGGCAGAAUUCUCCCCAAGCGCUGCUGCACUGGCGCAGCCCGCCGCCAAACUUUUUUCUCCCCAAAGCGCUGCCCCCGCAGUUACUUGGCGGGCAGCCGGCAGCCCACUCUCGGCAGGACGAUCAGGGAGAGGCGGGCGUGGGGCGGGAGGGCUGCUGUUUUGCAGCCCUAGGAGGCGUGCAGGCGGAGAAGUGGUCCGGGUCUGCACUGUCCCUGCGUCUGCCCCGUGGCACCGGUGGCCCGACGUGCUGCAGUGCCUGGCGCAGGUGAUCCGGGCAGCGCGUCCGGCACAAGUCAGGGGGCAGCAGCGCCGGAGGGAGGGGCGCCCUUGUCUCUUCUCCUCCCCCUGCAGCCUGGCUGCACUGCGUGGGGUCUUUCCAUCCCCGGCAGUGCUCAGGGGCGCUCCUCAUCAGCAGGUGCCACCUCCGUCCUCGAGUGCCCUAGCCCUGGCCUGGCCUGCGCCCCCCGGGGCUUCCAUCCUGCAGAUUCCCCUCCCCAUCUCCGUCUCUCACACACGCUCCCCUAAGCCGCGCGCGCCGCAAACUCUGUCUCGGUCCCCGCAGGUGAUGUCAUGCCCAUUGUUUUGGUGCGCCCAACCAAUCGGACUCGCCGCCUGGAUUCUACCGGAGCCGGCAUGGGCCCUUCCUCGCACCAGCAGCAGGACUCCCCGCUCCCGACCAUAACGCAUUGCGCAGGGUGCACCACCGCCUGGUCUCCCUGCAGCUUUAACAGCCCUGACAUGGAAACCCCAUUGCAGUUCCAGCGCGGCUUCUUCCCAGAGCAGCCGCCGCCGCCGCCACGCUCCUCACACCUGCAUUGCCAGCAGCAGCAACAGAGCCAGGACAAGCCGUGCCCGCCCUUCGCGUCCCUCCCGCACGCUCACCACCACCCGCACCUCGCGCACCAGCAGCCGGGCAGUGGCGGCAGCAGCCCAUGCCUCCGGUGCAACAGCUGCGCCUCCUCCGGUGCCCCGGCGGCGGGGGCGGGGGCGGGGGAUAACCUGUCCCUGCUGCUCCGCACCUCCUCGCCCGGCGGCGCCUUCCGGACCCGCACCUCCUCGCCGCUGUCGGGCUCGUCGUGCUGCUGCUGCUGCUCCUCGCGCCGAGGCAGCCAGCUCAAUGUGAGCGAGCUGACGCCGUCCAGCCAUGCCAGUGCGCUCCGGCAGCAGUACGCCCAGCAGUCCGCGUCCGCCUCCCAGUACCACCAGUGCCACAGCCUGCAGCCCGCCGCCAGCCCCACGGGCAGCCUCGGCAGCCUGGGCUCCGGGCCCCCGCUCUCGCACCACCACCACCACCCGCACCCGGCGCACCACCAGCACCACCAGCCCCAGGCGCGCCGCGAGAGCAACCCCUUCACCGAAAUAGCCAUGAGCAGCUGCAGGUACAACGGGGGCGUCAUGCGGCCGCUCAGCAACUUGAGCGCGUCCCGCCGGAACCUGCACGAGAUGGACUCGGAGGCGCAGCCCCUGCAGCCACCCGCGUCCGUCGGAGGAGGUGGCGGCGCGUCCUCCCCGUCUGCAGCCGCUGCCGCCGCCGCCUCGUCCUCAGCCCCCGAGAUCGUGGUGUCUAAGCCCGAGCACAACAACUCCAACAACCUGGCGCUUUACGGAGCCGGCGGCGGCGGCGGCGGCGGCAGUGGGCACGGCAGCAGCAGUGGUACCAAGUCUAGCAAAAAGAAGAACCAGAACAUCGGCUACAAGCUGGGCCACCGGCGCGCCUUGUUCGAAAAGCGCAAGCGGCUCAGCGACUACGCGCUCAUUUUCGGCAUGUUCGGCAUCGUGGUCAUGGUCAUCGAGACCGAGCUGUCGUGGGGCGCCUACGACAAGGCGUCGCUGUAUUCCUUAGCUCUGAAAUGCCUUAUCAGUCUCUCCACGAUCAUCCUGCUCGGCCUGAUCAUCGUGUACCAUGCCAGGGAAAUACAGUUGUUCAUGGUGGACAAUGGAGCAGAUGACUGGAGAAUAGCCAUGACUUAUGAGCGUAUUUUCUUCAUCUGCUUGGAAAUACUGGUGUGUGCUAUUCAUCCCAUACCCGGGAAUUAUACGUUCACAUGGACAGCCCGGCUUGCCUUCUCCUAUGCCCCAUCCACAACCACCGCUGAUGUGGAUAUAAUUUUAUCUAUACCAAUGUUCUUAAGACUCUAUCUGAUUGCCAGAGUCAUGCUUUUACAUAGCAAACUUUUCACUGAUGCCUCCUCUAGAAGCAUUGGAGCACUUAAUAAGAUAAACUUCAAUACACGUUUUGUUAUGAAGACUUUAAUGACUAUAUGCCCAGGAACUGUACUCUUGGUUUUUAGUAUCUCAUUAUGGAUAAUUGCCGCAUGGACUGUCCGAGCUUGUGAAAGGUAUAAAAAUACUUUUAUAAGUUGCACACAGAUCUUGGAACAUAUGACAAAUCCAAUUUGUGUUGACUGGUACCAUGAUCAACAGGAUGUUACUAGCAACUUCCUUGGAGCAAUGUGGUUGAUAUCAAUAACUUUUCUCUCCAUUGGUUAUGGGGACAUGGUACCUAACACAUACUGUGGGAAAGGAGUCUGUUUGCUUACUGGAAUUAUGGGUGCUGGUUGCACAGCCCUGGUGGUAGCUGUAGUGGCAAGGAAGCUAGAACUUACCAAAGCAGAAAAACACGUGCACAAUUUCAUGAUGGAUACUCAGCUGACUAAAAGAGUGAAAAACGCAGCUGCCAAUGUACUCAGGGAAACAUGGCUAAUUUACAAAAACACAAAGCUAGUAAAAAAGAUAGAUCAUGCAAAAGUAAGAAAACAUCAACGAAAAUUCUUGCAAGCUAUUCAUCAAGCUCGGAAAUUAAGAAGUGUAAAAAUGGAGCAGAGGAAACUGAAUGACCAAGCAAAUACCUUGGUGGACCUGGCAAAGACCCAGAAUAUCAUGUAUGACAUGAUUUCCGACUUAAAUGAAAGGAGUGAAGACUUCGAGAAGAGAAUUGUUACCCUGGAAACGAAGUUAGAGACUUUGAUUGGCAGCAUCCACGCCCUCCCCGGGCUCAUAAGCCAGACCAUCAGACAGCAGCAGAGGGACUUCAUUGAGGCUCAGAUGGAGAACUACGACAAGCACGUCACCUACAACGCUGAGCGGUCCCGGUCCUCGUCCAGGAGGCGGCGGUCCUCCUCUACAGCGCCACCAACUUCAUCAGAGAGUAGCUAGAAGAGAAUAAGUUAACCACAGAAUAAGACUUUUUGCCAUCAUAUGGUCAAUAUUUUAGCUUUUAUUGUAAAGCCCCUAUGGUUCUAAUCAGUGUUAUCCGGGUUCUGAUGUCAGAAUCCUGGGAACCUGAACACUAAGUUUUAGGCCAAAAUGAGUGAAAACUCUUUUUUUUUUUCUUUCAGAUGCACAGGGAAUGCACCUAUUAUUGCUAUAUAGAUUGUUCCUCCUGUAAUUUCACUAACUUUUUAUUCAUGCACUUCAAACAAACUUUACUACUACAUUAUAUGAUAUAUAAUAAAAAAAAAAAGUUAAUUUCUGCACAUA
This is a messenger RNA of Microcebus murinus (gray mouse lemur), 3545 nucleotides long. The record is from RefSeq and is a predicted model, not a curated record. NCBI's taxonomy places the organism in Eukaryota, Metazoa, Chordata, Mammalia, Primates, Cheirogaleidae.